This is a messenger RNA of Pomacea canaliculata, 2678 nucleotides long. RefSeq lists its product as uncharacterized. Bases 1796 to 2560 code for a protein of 254 amino acids. Lineage: Eukaryota; Metazoa; Mollusca; Gastropoda; Architaenioglossa; Ampullariidae. The transcript is spliced from 5 exons. The record is from RefSeq and is a predicted model, not a curated record.
AAAAAAAAAAAAACCAACAAAACAAAAAAAAACAAAAAAAAACCCAACAAAAACAAAUAAUAAUAAUAAAUGGUGGCGACGCUAUGGCGGGUGAAAUCGUUGUUCAAAGAAUCAAGAGACUUCCACAGACGACUUGUCUCCCCGCACUCUGGGAGUUGUGUGCCAGAAGGUGCACGCAUGACACAAAGACGCCUGUUCGUCAAUUUUUCAGCCAAUCGCAGACAGCCUACCUCUCACCGCCCACUGCACUCUGGGGGCGAUAGUGAAGUUAUCGCACGUGGGUAGAGAGAUGAAUAUAAACUGAAUAGCGCCAUUAGCGAGGUCAGUCGGGACAAGGUGUAGGUACCUUAUGAAAGUGUAGAAAACCUUUGCAGGCUAGAACUAGAAAAAUCAGUUUUCUAAUUUUUUUUUUUGGCUAGGAAAAAUUGAAGUGUCCAACAUUUUUGUGUGAUUUUGUCAUAGAUAAUAUGAAACCGGAGUUGCUGUGCAGUGUGUGGAUCUUUCUUUUGACCACCCAAGGCCAUGUUUGUGCGGGGUUUCUGUUCGAAAAAGAACAGAACAAGCUGGAUUCGAUCUCACUGUUUCCCACGGAUCAACUGCAAGUCCGUUUCAGCGAUGUUUCAAAGAAAGAAGGACUUUUAGCGCCUACCUCCUGGUACACAAGAGUGAGCAGUCCAUCUAACCAGUUCUUCGAGUCUUCCAAGGAUUAUCUUCCGUUUCAAAAUGAUGUCUCACAGAAAAAGGGUGGUACAACAGACUUCAACACAAUUAAUGCAACACCUCUAGAACUCAUUGAAGCUGUUGGAAAUUAUGCUGCUAGGACAGAACUAGGAGUUCAGACGAACUUUGCACAAAAGGAGGCAGCUCAGAAGUUGCUACUUACUGAAGAAUCCAAGGGAGAUGAUCGACGGAAUGUCUACGCUUCCGGUACGUUACCUAAGCAACCAUGGGGACCGGUGAGGUUACAUGACAAGUAUCUACAGUCUAUACUUAGCACUCUGUUAGGGAAGAGGUUUGAGCCUAUUAGUUUAGAAAGAAAGCAUAUAGCAAGGACUUUCGUUGACGAGUCUCGCGUUCCUCGUCGGAUGACGAGAAAUUCCGAGAGUUUGAACGCAAGUGUCGGAAACACCCUCGCUCCCUUUUCUGUGUCACGGCUCGAGGAUUCAUCUCUGCUUCCCUUGCAUCUUACUGGUCCUUCGGAUCAGCCAGUCACGAGAUCAGAGCAAACUGGUGAAGGCGACGAUUCAGUUCAGAGGAGGAGUCCGGAUAAAGCCAGGGAUUCUGGACUCACGGGCGAGUCUCUCGGAGUCAUUCAGGACGAGGAGGCAGUUAACACCGGUGCGGUCGACGCGAGCCUGUUUCUCAAUACCGGUGUCUACCCGACUCCCUCUCCAGAUCCCUCGUUCUCACCAGUCCCUAGCAGGUACCCCCAGACACCCACUGCCGCACCGACCCCUAAGCCCUGGCCGCGAACUUCCACUCCUCCGAAGUCAACUACGUAUGCUGUUCCCACACCUCCCGUUGCAGGCUAUACAGAAGCCAUGAUGUUACCCCAUAUUGACAUUUUCGGUGGAGCCGGUCUUGGAGCAGAGUUUCAAACAAUGGCUCCUCAAAUGGCCGUCAAUUCACGGGAAGUCGGUUGCGAGGCUCUGAACCAACCAAUCAUAGUAAGGGACUCUCUUCCCUGCGGGAGUCGGCGACGCCGGGAUGUCACCACUUUAACCCCUCUGCAGCUGAGUGCGAUUGCUUCGGCAGCUGGGGAGGAGAUGCUUCCAGUCCAUUCACUGCCAUCACCAUGGAAGAGGCACACUCGAAGUUCCGCAACAUGCUUUCUGUUGGUUUGCCCGACAAGGACAGAUACCUAAAUGAAAAAUAUUCCACAAGUCAACUUCAGCACAUCUUGGAGGAAUACCACACAAGAUUAAACUUGUUUGUCAACGACGUUGCCAAGAAGUGGAAUAGACAGAAGGACAUAGAAAGCCAACAUAAUUCUUCUCAUCAGAACACACUUGAUCAGUCGCUUCACAAACAAGUGAAGGAAACAGACAGCAACCAGUCUACCACCAGACCAGAGGCCCACGACUUGUCUUGGCUGAGCGACAGUCACUUCCCUGUGGAGUUCUUGCAUCAGAUGGUGCCAGCCAAGCAUGUCAUGGGGCAUGGAAGGACAAUCAACAAAAGACAAACAGAAAACUCUGAAACCCACUUCUGCACCUCCACGACAGAGGAGUCGAACGGCUUCCUCAACCUGUGUUCAUCCUGUCAGGUGACGACACAGCUCAGCAAUAACUUCUUCCCUAGUGUCCUUAAUGAGAUUAUCUGCAACCCUCAAAUGAACAACACCUGCAUCAACUACAGAGGCGUCAGUCACGGGGUCUGUGCACAAAGCAUUUUUCGCAUUCAGAUGUUGAGGCGACGUCCCGGGCAAUGCAUGACAGUCGACGUACACGGGACGACCAUGAUGGUGGACAAGUGGGAGUUGUACUCGCAGGCUGUACGAGCCGGGUGCGAGUGUAAGUUGGACAAACGCUCGGCCCUGGCCACGGGGGCCACGGCAUAGUGCACACAGGACAAUGGCAAAGGUUCAUGACGAGAAUUAAACAUCUACCAAGAGAUUUGGGAUUUCUGUUUUGAGAUGUGACUGAUGGGUAAAACUGUCUCCAAAAAAUCUUUUUAUU